ACUUUAUCCGAUCCUUCUUCACAUCUGCAGCCAAGCUGAGUCCCGAAGCCAGAAUGGCCAAAGUCAAGGAAGUCCAGAGAAUCAUUGACCAGAACAGCGUUGUGAUCUUCUCCAAGACCUGGUGCCCCUACUCCAGUGCUGCCAAGCAGACCCUGAACCGCCUCAAGGUCCAGUACGAAGUCGUCGAGCUUGACAACCGACACGACGGCGACGACCUCCAGGACGCCCUCCUCGAAAUCAGCGGCCAGCGCUCCGUCCCCAACAUCUUCUUCGGCAAGCAGCACGUCGGCGGAAACUCUGACCUGCAGGAGCUCGCCAGGAGCGGCGUGCUCAAGGGCCGACUCGAGGAGGCCGGCGCAUUUGCGUAAGCGCUCCGGCAAGUUUCUUUAUGGCGAUGCGAACUUCCUAUAAAAAGAGGCAAGAAGAUGAGGCGAAAAUAAAAACAAGAACGACUUUGGCUGAUGGGCUGUUUGCGCUUGCUUUUUGGGGGAUGAAUAGAAAGGACGGCAGGAGUUAUAAUAGACGCGCGGGCCCUGCGGCAUGAAGAUGCGCAUGACCAUGGUUUGGCGCGACGGUUCCGCGAUGUUUUCUAGACUAGAAUAGAGCUGCCAAUUGUUACCAUUUUCAAG
This is a messenger RNA of Trichoderma virens Gv29-8, 629 nucleotides long. RefSeq lists its product as uncharacterized. NCBI's taxonomy places the organism in Eukaryota, Fungi, Ascomycota, Sordariomycetes, Hypocreales, Hypocreaceae. Gene Ontology annotation, molecular function: glutathione disulfide oxidoreductase activity. The transcript has 3 exons. Gene Ontology annotation, cellular component: cytoplasm; nucleus. The record is from RefSeq and is a predicted model, not a curated record. Bases 54 to 368 code for a protein of 104 amino acids. Gene Ontology annotation, biological process: cellular response to oxidative stress.